Messenger RNA from Toxotes jaculatrix (banded archerfish), 2625 nucleotides. It is a transcript of the gene xrcc5, whose product is annotated as X-ray repair complementing defective repair in Chinese hamster cells 5. Lineage: Eukaryota; Metazoa; Chordata; Actinopteri; Toxotidae. The record is from RefSeq and is a predicted model, not a curated record. Gene Ontology annotation, molecular function: DNA helicase activity; telomeric repeat DNA binding; double-stranded DNA binding. Gene Ontology annotation, biological process: DNA recombination; telomere maintenance; double-strand break repair via nonhomologous end joining. Bases 83 to 2260 code for a protein of 725 amino acids. Gene Ontology annotation, cellular component: nucleus; Ku70:Ku80 complex. The transcript is spliced from 21 exons.
UCACUGUAAACAUAACCCUCGGUUUCUCUCCGGAGCCAUAAUAGAGUGACACGCAGUCUUUGGAAGAGGGAAAAAAAAGAAGAUGGCAGGAUCUAGAUCAGCACUGGUGCUGUGCAUGGAUGUGGGGUUCUCCAUGUCAAACUCUGCCCCGGGUGAAGAGCCUCCCUUUGAACUCGCCAAAAAAGUCAUCCAGAAGUUUGUCCAGCGUCAGGUUUUUGCUGAGACUAAGGAUGAACUGGCUUUAGUUCUAUUCGGCACAGAUUCCACCAAAAACCCUCUAGAGCGGGACGGCCAGUACCAGAACAUCACCAUCCACCGCCACCUCAUGAUGCCUGAUUUUGAGCUUUUGGAGGAAAUUGAGAAUCAGAUCCAUCCAGAGAGUCAGCAAGCAGAUUGGCUGGAUGCUCUUGUUGUCUGCAUGGAUCUCCUUAAGAGAGAAACUGAUGGGAAGAAGUACGAUCGCCUCAACAUUGUCCUCCUGACUGACCUUAGCACCCAGGCUAGUUCAGACCACCUGGAUGUUAUUACUGAAAACCUGGAAAAAGCUGGCAUCACCUUGCAGUUCUUUUUGCCUUUCCCUGCGGAGGAUGAUGAGAAGGGUGGAGGGGAUGGGGACAGAGGAGGCCCUGAUCACCCGGGCUCGGGCAAAGGUCUGUCCAGGGAGCAGAAGGAAGGCCUGGACAUGGUGAAACACAUCAUGCUAACUCUGGAUGAAGAGGACGGCCUGGAUGAAGUUUAUACAUUCAGGAAGGCAAUCGAGCAGCUGCACAUGUUCAAGCGUAUCGAGAAGAGACCCACGGCUUGGCCCUGUCAGCUGACGAUUGGCAGCUCCCUGUCCAUUCGUAUUGUUGGGUACAAAGCUGUGACUGAGGAGAAGCUGACGAAGAUGUGGAUUACAGUCGACGCUCAAACCAACCUGAAAGACGAUGUGAAGAGAGAGACUGUCUACUGUCUGGAUGAUGACAAUGAGACAGAGGUGCAAAAGGAUGACACCAUUCAGGGUUUUCGUUAUGGAAGUGACAUUGUUCCCUUCUCCAAAGUGGAUCAAGAGCAGAUGAAAUACAAGCACGAUGGGAAGUGCUUUGCCGUUCUCGGCUUUACCAACCAGAGCAUGGUACAUCGUCAUCAGUUUAUGGGAAAUCAGGUCAUCAAGAUGUUUGCUCCCAAGGAUGAUGAGCACGCAGGAGUGGCACUGUCGGCCCUCAUCCGGGCGCUGGAUGAGCUCAAAAUGGUGGCCAUUGUGCGUUACGCUUAUGGCCGAAGCAGCAACCCUCAAAUAGGAGCAGCUUUCCCUUGUAUCAAGCGGCACUAUGAGUGUCUGAUGUACAUCCAGCUGCCCUUCACCGAAGACCUCAGACAGUUUACAUUUCCUUCCCUUGAAAACAACAAAAAGUUCACUCCGUCAGAAACCCAGCUGUCUGCUGUGGACUCUCUCAUUGACACCAUGAUGCUGGUAGAGGAAGAUGAGGAUGGAGAACAAAAGGACAUGUUCGAGGUCCACCACAUUCCCAACCCUGCCUUCCAGAGGCACUUCCAGUGUCUGCAUCAUCGAGCAGUUAACCCCGGGACCCCUCUUCCCUCCAUAGAGCCGUGGCUGAAGGCUGCGCUUGAGCGCCCUGUGGUCAUUAGCGAGCGUUGCCAAGCUCCACUAGAGGAGAUAAAGAGGAGGUUUCCUCUCACAGAAGUGGAGAAGAAAAAGAAGCUGAAGACCAGUGCUCAGAUUUUUGGCAAAGACUCUGAGGAGCCGGAGGCCAAGAAAGCAAAAGGAGAUGAAGAAGAGGAGGAGUAUAACCUGGCUGACAUUGCUGAAGGUUCUGUUACUUCGGUGGGAAGCGUGGAUCCAGCCCGAGACUUCCGCACUCUGAUUAAGCGGAAGAGUCUUCCAUUCGAAGAGGCCUGUCAGCAACUAACUCACAGGAUAGAGCAGUUGCUUAGCAACAAGAACACACACUACUACAUGAAAAGCGUCACCUGUAUCCAGGCUUUUAGAGAGCAGUCCGUUAAGCUGGGAAAUGCUGAUCUGUACAAUAGCUACCUCCAGUCCCUGAAAAGGAGCAUUCCAAACAGAGGGCUAGAGGUCUUCUGGGACCUACUUGUUCAAGAUGCCAUAACUCUGAUCAGCAAGGACGAGGUUGAAGGAAGCACCGUGUCCAAAAACGAAGCUAAUCAGUUUCUGGUUACUGAGGAGAAGAAAGAAGAGGUGGCUGCACCACCGGCUGAAGAUACAGGAGAUGUUGACGACUUGCUGGACAUGAUGUAAGAAGGGAGGCAAUGGGAGCGUCUGCAGUGGACAUGCAGAGAAAUAAGAUCAAUGCUAUCAUUCAACCCGACCAGACCAAACCAAAUCAGCCGUCCAUUGUUCUGCCUCCCAUUUGGAGACCCCCUCUUGGUAACCAAUGAUACCGCAUAACUGCAUGUAAUACUGCACAGAACAGGGUUCCACUUAAAUUUUUUGGUUCCCCAAGUACUGUAUAAGAAGACUACUGUUGUUCAAAUUUACAAAAAUUAUGUUGAAGACUUUAGAUGUCUUAAUCUCAAAAUGAAUGUAAAUUUUAUAAAUGUGCACUAAGAACCUUUGGGAGUUUACAGAUGACAACACUUCAGCAUCCAAUAAAUUCCGUGUUU